UCCACUAGAUCUUGUAGAAUAUCCAGGCGCAUCUGACCGUUAUGAAGUGCCUUUCUUUGUCAUGCUCGGGCUCGGGUUAGCGUUCUUAAUUCUGGUCGUGGUGCUGAUAGUCGUAAUCGCACGAAUUUCUCGGCGCAAGAGACAAGUUAUGGCCAGUACAGUCUUUGAUGUGGAAAGCCAACGUCUGAUAAAACCCGAAACAGCUAAAGGAAAUACUGGCAAUUUGCAAAUCGACGAGACGGACAGUUCCUACACUGGGAAGAAGCGUUGUCAUCCUCAAAUGGAGAUCGACAGUAUUGUCAAAAAUGCCAAUGGCCGUUCACCCAUGACCACAAGCCGCACAUCUAUGGGCCGCCAGAUCAGUCAGGAAGAGACUGAAAACGACAUGGAAAUUGUUCGACAUCGCAACAAUGACGGCCGUGUUGACUCAUCAAACAGCGGCGGUGUUGACUCAUCAGUAAACAGCGGCGGUGUUGACUCAUCAGUAAACAGCGGCGGUGUUGACUCAUCAUUAAACAGCGGCCGUGUUGACUCAUCAAACAGCGACGGUGUUGACUCAUCAGUAAACAGCGGCAGUGCUGACUCGUCAGUAAACAGCGGCGGUGUUGACUCAUCAGUAAACAGCGGCGGUGUUGACUCAUCAGAAAACAGCGGCCGUAACACAAGACACGAGACCAGAAACGGUUCAAAUGUCGGUUUGCUAGAAAAGACAAUGCUAGACCUCCACAACAAGCUCAACACUAUUCCUCCAUGUCAGGACAAGGAGGGAAAACAUGCCGAAACAGUUUACUCAUGAAUGUCGGCUAUAAUGUUGACAAUCUAUAAACGUGUUCUUACAGUUUGUUUGUUUUGUUUAACGACACCACUAGGACACAUUGAUUAUUGGAUGUCAAACAUUUUGACGUGUAAUCUGAGAUAGGAAACGCGCUUCAUUUUUUCAAUAAUAGCAAGUGAUCUUUUAUAAGAACCAUCCCACAGACAGGACAGCACACGACGGCUCGGGACGGAUAUAGCAGUUGUGGUGCACUGUCAGGAACGAGAGGUAGCCCAAUGGGCCCGCCGAUGGGGAUCUAUCCCAGACCGAUAUAAACGUUUUGUAGACCUAUAACAGAAGACAGUUUUCUAGGUGUUUACUGUACUGGUACAAUUCAUUCCAUGUAUACGAGCCUGAAUUACGAGCCUGAGGCUUUUCCAAGUUACAUUGUGUUGGAAAGUUUUCGUUUUUUACGGAAUAUACCGAGUCUACUAUACCAAACAUCAAAUCGUCACUACGAACGAUGUCAACGACAGCUAUCAUUGCCUGUGCACGUGCGAGUGUUGUCAGUCACACUUAUUAUUAUUGACAGAACAAUAGAUAAAGUACAUGUUCUAACUUGUUUCAAAAUAUAAUAGUAUUUAUUGGUUAAACUUUUAAUAGGUCCUCUGAGUCUGUGUAGUUCCGGCCUGUUUGAUAUUGGCUCAUAUUAACAAAUGAUACUAGCUGACAUUAUUGUAUGAUAUUCACACAAUAUUCUACUACGUUAUUAUAGUGAUUUACUCUGUAUCAGUAUAAUAACGUAGUAGAAUAUUGUUAGUAAACAUAAUUAAAUGGUGAUAGUAAAUAGUGAUUAACUUGUGUUUAUUUCUCUAGUGGAUGCGAUUAUUGUUUAUAUUUGCUGUCAGCUUAGUAUUUUAUUUUGUUUUAAUUCCUCGUCAUACGGCCAUAAAAACACUUUAUUCAUUCCAAGACCGAGCCUUGGUAAAACAUUCCAGAUGUUUGAUUGUGUGGGUCCCGUGACAACAUAAUAAUUAUAAUUUAAUUACAACAGUUUGUAAUA
This is a messenger RNA of Gigantopelta aegis, 1817 nucleotides long. RefSeq names its product dentin sialophosphoprotein-like. The coding region runs from base 62 to 796 and encodes 244 amino acids. Lineage: Eukaryota; Metazoa; Mollusca; Gastropoda; Neomphalida; Peltospiridae. The transcript is spliced from 3 exons. The record is from RefSeq and is a predicted model, not a curated record.